AUGCAGCGGGCCGAGGCCCGGCCACGUCAGCACCCCGAAGGGGCUGCCCUGGGGGGCGGAAGCGGCGGGGACCGGGCAGCUGCAGCAGCCGCGGGAGCCAUGGACCCCACGAGGCUGUUGUUUCAGGAGCCUUCCCUCUACACAGUCAAGGCCAUAUUCAUCUUGGACAAUGAUGGACAGCGACUCUUAGCCAAGUACUACGACGACACCUUUCCAUCCACGAAAGAACAGAAGACCUUUGAGAGGAGUGUUUUCGAUAAAACCCACAAAACUGACAGUGAGAUCGCCUUUCUGGAGGGGCUGACCAUUGUCUAUAAAAGCAGCAUCGACCUCUUUUUCUACGUGGUGGGGAGUUCCCAGGAAAAUGAGCUGAUGCUAGUGGCAGUUCUCGCCUGUCUCUUCGACUCCCUCAGUCACAUGUUACGGAAGAACGUAGAGAAGCGCUCCCUGCUGGACAACCUGGACGGGGUGUUCCUCGUGGUAGAUGAGAUCGUCGACGGGGGGGUGAUUCUGGAGAGCGAUCCUCAGCAAGUGAUCCAGAAGGUGAACUUCAGGGUGGACGACAGCCCUCUGUCUGAGCAAAGCGUUGCCCAGGUUCUGCAAUCUGCCAAAGAGCAAAUUAAAUGGUCCUUAUUAAAGUGA
This is a messenger RNA of Emys orbicularis (European pond turtle), 642 nucleotides long. RefSeq names its product COPI coat complex subunit zeta 2 (gene COPZ2). The coding region runs from base 1 to 642 and encodes 213 amino acids. The record is from RefSeq and is a predicted model, not a curated record. Gene Ontology annotation, cellular component: COPI vesicle coat. The transcript is spliced from 9 exons. NCBI's taxonomy places the organism in Eukaryota, Metazoa, Chordata, Testudines, Emydidae. Gene Ontology annotation, biological process: intracellular protein transport; intra-Golgi vesicle-mediated transport; retrograde vesicle-mediated transport, Golgi to endoplasmic reticulum.